Messenger RNA from Suillus bovinus, 1184 nucleotides. RefSeq lists its product as uncharacterized. The record is from RefSeq and is a predicted model, not a curated record. The coding region runs from base 1 to 888 and encodes 295 amino acids. NCBI's taxonomy places the organism in Eukaryota, Fungi, Basidiomycota, Agaricomycetes, Boletales, Suillaceae. The transcript has 5 exons.
AUGACCCUGGGCGAUAUAACAUUUCAGACUUCGUCAGUCCCAACAGUAGACGCCAGCCUCUACAACCUGUCUCCCGCACAAGCUGCAUUCUUCAAGUCACAAACCGGUAUUGAUAAUGACGAAGACUUGAAAAGGCAUAUCCUGGAAGUUCAGGCGAAAGCAUACAAGAUUGCACCAUAUCCUUGUAUUCAUGGAUUUGGCUUCCUUCGAUUAAACUUAUCAAACUUUCCCGUGUAUAAACACAUCCUCAAGCUUGGUCGUGAGCGUCCUAAUGCCGUGUUACUCGACAUUGGUUGUUGCUUUGGUGUUGACGCCAGAAAGGCUGCGGCAGACGGGUUUCCCGCUAAAAACAUCAUUGCGUCGGAUAUCGUCAACGAGUUUCUUCAACUAAGUCACGAACUUUUCAAAACGACACCAGCUUCUUACCCUGGAUCCCUCAUUCCUGGAGACGUUUUCGAUCCAGAAUUUCUCUCUAUAGUUACGCCGUCGGACGACGUCUCUCCGGUGUCAGCUAUUGAUUUAUCCCCCCUGAAAUCCCUCAGCCCCCUUCAUGGUCGCGUUAGCGCAAUAAACGCUAUUGCAUUCUUCCACCUCUUCAGUGAAGAGAAACAACUGUACGCCGCCAGGGCUCUUGCGGGCCUUCUAUCGGCUCAGCCAGGCUCUGUAAUUUGCGGCUUUGACAACGGAGCUGUCGAAAAGGGUAUCAAAAUAACCAAUUUAUCAGGCAUUGAAUAUCAGGGAUUCAAUCAUUCUCCCGAGUCCUGGUCAUCUUUGUGGGAUGGAGAGGUUUUCGAGAAGGGGACUGUCAAGGUGGAAACAGAGUUGGUAGAAAUUCUGAUUUUCGAUAAGCGACACUUGAUGAUGAUGUGGUCAGUGACUAGAUUGUAGAUAGGUGUUACAAUAGGACGCAUCCGAGGUGUAGGAGACGAUCUUCGUUUCGGCCUGGUACCCUUCCGUCUGCUAGUGAACCUGAUUGUACAAGAUGACAUCAGGUGUCUCCACUAAAUUUAAAUAGCGAUCCUAACACUUGAAACCAAGUGGUGGCAUAAUUGACCAACUAAGAAUUUGCCUGAUCAAAAAAAUUUAAUCAGAAAUCACGAUUAUAUCCUCGUCGACUCCCACCCGCGUCCGUGUUGGAACAUUCUCUUUACCGUAGUCUGAGUCGUCCACAUACAUGCUAUCAU